GAGACUCAGAGGAAGUGCAUGAGCACAUGUGUAUCAGUCACAGAGAGAGAGAUGAGCUGAAUGAGUAAGAGUCCAGUCUGAGUUCUGGCUGCUUCACAUCAGGCCACAUCGGGUCUCCAUACAUCUAGAGUCAUGAGCUCGAAGGGAACGAACAUCCCCAACAGACGCCUGUCAUCAGACACAGAUCAUGCGCAUAGAGUCCCCGACGCAGAUCAAAGCCAGCAGAUGAGGCUGAGAGAGAGACAGCGCUUUUUUGAAGAGGUCUUUCAACACGAUGUCUACCUGUCAUCUGCACACCUGCAGAUAGACUAUAAGAGACCUCCAUUAGGAAGCAUCUCAUCCAUGGAGGUGAAUGUAGACAUGCUAGAACAGAUGGAUUUAUUAGACAUCUCUGAUCAGGAGGUUUUGGAUGUCUUUUUCAGCGCUAGCGAGGAGGAUGCAGCGCUCACAUCUCCACUUCCAGUUUUCAGCCACACUGAUGUUGAAGAUGACUUUCGCAAAAACCUCACACCCUCAGGAAUCCCUGACUCCAGUGAGUUCAAAGCACGCAUGUUGUCCACUUCCUCCAACUCCACCUGUGACAGCCAGGCGUCCAAUGAGGAUGGAUCAAACACUCCCGUCAUCCAAUCAGAUGACGAAGACGUGCACGAAGAUCGCUUUCUGCAAACGGGAACACCAACGUGCAAGGAUGCCACUAUAGAUCAGCCCAGUCUCUCUAUAUAAACUGCCUUGUCAUUAAUUGCUGAUUGUUUGAGAAGUGUUUGAAAAACAAGACUGUUUAAAGGGUGGGUUGACAGGUUUGGCCGUAUAUCAAUCUACCACAAACCUUUUGAACUUCUGUCAUUCAGUGUCCCCUGCCGCCCGGGGAUUGUCCUUUUAUUUUUUGACAGACCCUAUCAUUCAUCUUAUCGGGUCAUUCCUGUCAUUCAGUACAUUUUGUAGAUGUGUAACUUUAAAUAAAUAAAUAAAGAAGAAUAUUUAUCACCAAAUGCCUAAAGGGAACGUUCAGUAAAGAAUUGACAAUAACAUUAGAGUUACGACUUUAAUUUAAGAAAUAUUCUGAAUGAGACUAAAACCCCAAAACAUGUUAACGGUUGCUGUUGUUUUCCCACCAAAAGCAUAUCAAUACAAAAGAUUAUGAAACUGGCUUUUCAUUUUAAUUUUUCAAAGUUUAUUGUUGUGUUAGUUUAAUGAUGAAACAGAUGCAAUAUUACAUUAUAAAUGAUUAAGUUGAAAAGUGGAUAACACCCAAAGAAAUACAGCCACUGAAGUUAUGACACAACCACUUUUGCCAACAUACAGGUAUCGUAACAACUACACAUUACACAAAUAUUGUGUAAUACUCUCUCAACACAUUGAUGCUCUUUAGAGAGACUUAAUGUGUCAAGCUUUGAGUUAAAACUGCUGUCACUUUUCAGGUGUCUAUUUUAUGAAUGUUUGUAUUGCAGUAUUGUUAUUUUGGGUCAAGGGUUGAGAAUGUGUCUUUCAUCUAAUGUCCACUUAUGCUUUGCUAUUAAAAUAAAGCCAAACUCCA
This is a messenger RNA of Triplophysa dalaica, 1534 nucleotides long. Its product is annotated as dysbindin. Lineage: Eukaryota; Metazoa; Chordata; Actinopteri; Cypriniformes; Nemacheilidae. The transcript is spliced from 4 exons. Gene Ontology annotation, cellular component: cytoplasm. Bases 133 to 723 code for a protein of 196 amino acids. Gene Ontology annotation, biological process: negative regulation of protein kinase activity. The record is from RefSeq and is a predicted model, not a curated record.